AUGACCGUAUACGUUGCUUCUACUACUGCUCCCGUCAAUAUCGCAACUUUGAAGUACUGGGGAAAAAGAGAUGCUAACUUGAACUUACCAACCAACUCUUCUAUCUCCGUGACAUUAGCUCAAGAUGAUCUUAGGACUUUAACUUCUGCAGCUACAUCCGAGAGGUUUGAGAAGGACACCUUAUGGUUGAACGGUAAAGAAGAAUCACUAGCUAAUAAAAGAACUCAAGACUGUUUGCAGGAUUUACGUGACUUGAGACAUCAAUUGGAAUCCCAAAACCCGUCUUUACCUAAAUUAUCUCAAUGGAAACUGCAUAUUGUCUCUGAGAAUAAUUUCCCAACUGCUGCAGGUUUAGCAUCUUCUGCCGCUGGGUUCGCUGCAUUAGUAGUAGCUAUCGCUAAACUAUACAAGUUACCUCAAGAUAUGUCUGAAUUGUCAAGAAUUGCUCGUAAGGGUUCUGGUUCUGCCUGUAGAUCGCUGUUCGGAGGUUUUGUUGCUUGGGAGAUGGGUGAUGCUGAAGAUGGUUUGGACUCUAUGGCUGUUGAAGUCUUACCAUUAGAGGCUUGGCCUGAAAUGAAGGCUGCCAUCUUAGUUGUCAGCGACGUCAAGAAGGAUACCUCAUCCACUCAAGGUAUGCAAUUGACCGUUGCAACAUCUGAUCUAUUUAAAGAAAGAGUUACUACAGUUGUUCCAAAACGUUUUGUAGAAAUGAAAGAGGCUAUUGUAAAUCGCGAUUUCACUAAAUUUGCUGAAAUGACUAUGAAGGAUUCGAAUUCAUUCCAUGCCACUUGUCUAGAUUCAUAUCCACCAAUCUUCUAUAUUAAUGACACUUCAAAGAAAGUUAUAAGAUUAGUACAUUCCAUUAAUGCUUUUUUCAACGAAACUGUUGUUGCUUAUACUUUCGACGCAGGUCCAAAUGCAGUCCUGUAUUAUUUAGAAAAAAACGAGAAUAAGUUAUUUGCAUUUUUAUAUAAACUGCUACAUCAAGUUGAUGGAUGGGAACCAAAAUAUAAUAAAGAUCAAUUGAAUGGGUUUAUUAAUACUUUUGAAAAUGAAUACAAGGACAAGAUUGAAUUCUUUAUCGAUCCUGAAUUAUAUCAAGGAAUAACCAGAAUUAUAUUAACUAGAGUUGGACCUGGUCCACAAGAUUCCGAAAAAUCUUUAAUUGAUCAAUCUACUGGUUUACCAAAAUAA
This is a messenger RNA of Maudiozyma barnettii, 1194 nucleotides long. It is a transcript of the gene MVD1, whose product is annotated as diphosphomevalonate decarboxylase MVD1. The record is from RefSeq and is a predicted model, not a curated record. NCBI's taxonomy places the organism in Eukaryota, Fungi, Ascomycota, Saccharomycetes, Saccharomycetales, Saccharomycetaceae. The transcript has a single exon. Bases 1 to 1194 code for a protein of 397 amino acids. Gene Ontology annotation, biological process: isoprenoid biosynthetic process; isopentenyl diphosphate biosynthetic process, mevalonate pathway. Gene Ontology annotation, molecular function: ATP binding; diphosphomevalonate decarboxylase activity. Gene Ontology annotation, cellular component: cytosol.